CUCUCUCCCAGGGUACACACGCUUUAUAUUCACUUCUCUUUUUCGUGCGCUGCGAACCAGUCGCGCUUGUUUUGUGUGCAAUAUGGGAAAACAUAAAAGAAAAAACGAGGAAGACUUCAAACAACUUAAGAAGCGUCUCAAGAUUUUAGAAGGUCAGGUGAAAAAGAGGAAACGAGUUCUAGUUAUGGCCUCCGAUUCAUCAGAUCAAGAGGAUUCUGUUCAUGAUCAUGGGGAAAAUUUCCAUACGGAAUUAAUUUCGAAUGAUCAAGAAAACGUUGAUCCUCAAUUAUUAUCUCUACUGGGAGAAAAAUCUUGCACAAUUUCGGAUGUCGGUGAGGCGAUUCACCCCGAAUUGGUUCAAAGAUGGGAAGACCUUAUAAAAUCUGGAUUAAACGAAGAGUAAUUAACGACCUG
This is a messenger RNA of Photinus pyralis (common eastern firefly), 414 nucleotides long. RefSeq lists its product as uncharacterized. NCBI's taxonomy places the organism in Eukaryota, Metazoa, Arthropoda, Insecta, Coleoptera, Lampyridae. Bases 83 to 403 code for a protein of 106 amino acids. The transcript is spliced from 2 exons. The record is from RefSeq and is a predicted model, not a curated record.